This is a messenger RNA of Vitis riparia (riverbank grape), 1298 nucleotides long. RefSeq lists its product as uncharacterized. NCBI's taxonomy places the organism in Eukaryota, Viridiplantae, Streptophyta, Magnoliopsida, Vitales, Vitaceae. The transcript has 2 exons. The record is from RefSeq and is a predicted model, not a curated record. Bases 94 to 999 code for a protein of 301 amino acids.
AAUGCAUUGAUGGCCUUACUUUCUCAGAAAUGGAUAGAGAGAAGGGACUAGAGAGAGAGUAGAGAGACUGACCUGCAAGCUUUGGGAUCAGCAAUGACGAUGAGGUUCAAGAGAGUUUCAGCAGCUUUCGAUGACGUGGCGCGAGCUCGGCUGUGCGACAGCAGCGGGAGCGAUCACUCCGAGGAAGACGACUCGGAGGAGCUGUCCGAUCUGGUGGACUCGUUUCUGGAGAGGGACGUGAUCGAGCUGCAGGUUGGAGAUGAAGACUGGAAGAUGGAGGAGGAAAGAAGCGAUUUCGACUCGGAGAACUGCUGGUCCGAUUCAGUGACGAGGGAAAUGUUGCAGAGCUUGAUCGGUGGAGACGAUGGCAACGACGACGGCGAUGAUGAUGUCAAGCGGAAGAUUCGUGAUGUGCUGGAAGUCAACUGUCAGAGUUUGGAGAACUGUCAGGCGGAAGGGUUCAAGCGGCGACUGAUGACUCUGUUGCGCCGUAGAGGCUUCGAUGCAGGACUCUGCAAAUCUCAAUGGGAGAAAACGGGUCGGUGUCCCGGCGGAGAAUACGAAUACAUAGACGUGGUAGUCGCCGAAUCUCGGUACGUGGUCGAAGUAUUCCUCGCCGGAGAGUUCACAAUCGCCCGGCCGACGAGCUCUUAUCAGACUUUACUCCGGCUGUUUCCUUGUGUCAUGGUGGUAAAGCAAUUCGAGCUCAAGCAGAUGGUGAGGCUAAUGUGCGCGGAGAUGAAGAAGUCAAUGAAGAUCAGAGAUAUGCCGGUGCCACCAUGGAGGAAGAAUGGGUACAUGCAAGCCAAGUGGUUCGGGCCCUAUAAGCGGACAGUGAACGCAAUUCCGACGGGUAAAUCUUCCGACUCCAGUGAAGGGCUUGCAGGAAAGGGGUUGAUAGGUUUACCGGUGGUGUAUAAUUGUAGUGGUGAGUUUGUAAGAAAAGUUGGUUUCAGGAGCGGGAGGAUGGGCCAGGUGUUGAAUGGCAUGGAGUUGUAAAUAAGUUGUUUUUGCAAGAGCUAAUAAGAAAAUUGAGUUGGCCUCGUGAAAAAUGAUCGAGUGUGGGCGUGAUUUUGCGUGUCCUUAGCGGUCGAUCGGUCGACGUCACCUCCUAGUUCUUAUCCAAAUUCUUCACUCUUCAGGGCCAGGGUGACCACGUUUUGAACCGGAUAAGCAUCAGAUGGCUCUAUGUAUAAAAUAUUGUAUUUAUUAGGUUAAAUGGAUAAGAAAGUUAUGCUGGAUUCGGACUUUUAAUUUGUAAGUUACCGAAUGGUCUCCACCUACUGGUUUCGUCUCAA